Molecule: messenger RNA, 6602 nt
Organism: Cuscuta europaea
Lineage: Eukaryota; Viridiplantae; Streptophyta; Magnoliopsida; Solanales; Convolvulaceae
Source: the annotation of a GenBank genome assembly
ACAAAUAUUAUUCUCGCUGGUCACCCUUCUUCUUGCUAGAGUUGACGCUGUGCAGCAGAGUUCAUGCGUUACGCGUGGCUUUCAUGAUGCUACGCCAUACCUUCCAUGCUUGAGGAAGCUGUGGUUUCUCUGCUUACCCGAACAUCCGGCUGUCCCGCUUGAAUUCCGAAGAAAAACUCACCGAGAAACCGAAACCGAAGGGAUUAAAGCUGGUGUGAGUCCGUUCUGAACUAGUGGUGUGGUCUAUCGGUCCACAGAAGUAGCGCCUUUCCCCAUGAUUUUAUAACUAGUGUGUAUUUCACUCUGCUUUCCUAUAUUGAGCUACAAGCUUCUAUUUGGCCCAGAUUUAACUAUUGUGUGGCGAGUGUUGUUGAGCUGCGUCAUUGCAUGUGAAUUAUCCUGCAAACGAGUCUUGAUAGGCGCAAAGCUUGGAAUACUUGUCUUGGAGGUGUAUUUGUGAGGGGAAAUGGCCUACCAACGAAGGGGUCCCGAUCAGCAACCGCGGAUCACGCGGACGCAGACUGCGGGAAACCUGGGGGAGUCGAUGAUGGACAGUGAAGUAGUUCCAUCAUCUCUGGUUGAAAUUGCCCCAAUUCUACGUGUUGCUAAUGAGGUCGAGCCCAGCAAUCCAAGGGUUGCUUACUUAUGUAGGUUCUAUGCUUUUGAGAAAGCUCAUGGGUUGGAUCCAACAUCGAGUGGGCGUGGAGUUCGCCAAUUUAAAACUGCCCUUCUUCAGAGGCUGGAACGGGAAAAUGAAUCAACUUUAGCAGGAAGGACAAAACGUGAUGCUCGUGAAAUGCAGAGCUUUUAUCAACAUUACUACAGGAAGUAUAUUCAAGCUCUACAGAAUGCAGCUGAUAAAGCUGAUCGUGUGAGGCUUACAAAGGCAUACCAAACUGCUGCUGUGCUUUUUGAGGUCUUGAAGGCUGUAAAUCUGACGGAAUCUGUUGAAGUGGCUGAUGAGAUUUUGGAAGUUCAAGCAGAGGUGGCUGAAAAGACAGAGACACUGGUGCACUAUAAUAUACUUCCACUUGAUCCUGAUAGUUCAAACCAAGCAAUUAUGAGAUACCCUGAGAUUCAAGCAUCUGUGGCUUCUCUACGUAAUACAAGGGGUCUACCAUGGCCAAAGGGCCAUAAGAAGAAAGUAGACGAAGAUAUUCUGGAUUGGCUUCAAGCUAUGUUUGGUUUUCAGAAGGAUAAUGUUGCAAAUCAAAGAGAGCACCUGAUUCUUUUGCUGGCAAAUGUGCAUAUUAGGCAGUUUCCAAAGCCUGAUCAUCAACAGCCUAAGUUAGAUGAUCGUGCACUUACAGAAGUCAUGAAGAAGCUAUUUAAGAACUACAAAAGAUGGUGUGAAUACCUUAAUCGCAAAAGUAGUCUCUGGUUGCCAACAAUUCAACAAGAAGUGCAGCAAAGGAAGUUGCUGUACAUGGGUCUAUACCUUCUUAUUUGGGGGGAAGCUGCAAAUUUAAGAUUCAUGCCAGAAUGUUUAUGCUAUAUUUAUCAUUAUAUGGCAUUUGAACUGCAUGGUAUGCUGGCAGGAACUGUUAGCUCUGUCACUGGUGAGACUGUGAAACCUGUCUAUGGGGGUGAAGAUGAGGCUUUUUUGAGGAAAGUGAUCACUCCUAUCUAUAACACAAUAGCGAAGGAAGCUAAGAAAAGCGGGCAAGGAAAAUCAAAGCAUUCACAGUGGAGGAAUUAUGAUGAUUUGAAUGAGUACUUUUGGUCGGAGAAUUGCUUCAGAUUAGGCUGGCCAAUGCGUCUUGAUUCUGAUUUCUUCAGCCUUCCUAUUGAAAAAUUACGAGAUCAGGUAGCCGAACCAGUUAAGAGAAGAUGGAUGGGCAAAAUGAACUUCGUUGAGAUACGCUCAUUUUGGAACAUUUUUAGAAGUUUUGAUAGAAUGUGGGGCUUCUUCAUUCUUUCUUUGCAGGCAAUGAUUAUUGUUGCAUGGAAUGGAUCUGGUGCACCAAGCUCUAUAUUUGAGGGAGAAGUGUUCAAGAAAGUGUUGAGCAUUUUUAUAACAGCUUCAGCAUUAAAACUAGCUCAAGCUAUCAUUGAUGUAGUCAUGAGUUGGAAAGCAAGGCAAAGCAUGCCAAUCUAUGUCAAGCUAAGAUACAUUCUAAAGGCUGUCUCUGCAGCUGCAUGGGUCAUAAUCUUGCCAGUAACUUAUGCAUAUAGUUGGAAAAAUCCUCCUUCAUUUGCACAAACAAUUAAAAGUUGGUUUGGCAAUAGUCGAAGUUCGCCUUCUUUGUUCUUCAUAGCAAUUCUGUGUUACUUAUCCCCAAACAUGCUGUCAGCAUUGCUGUUUCUAUUCCCUUUUUUGAGACGUAACCUUGAGAGAUCAGAGUUUAAGAUUGCUAGGCUUGUGAUGUGGUGGUCCCAGCCUCGGCUUUAUGUUGGAAGGGGAAUGCAUGAUGACACUUUUUCUCUUUUCAAAUACACAAUGUUCUGGGUUCUUCUCAUGGCAUCAAAGUUGGCAUUCAGUUACUUUGUUGAGAUAAGGCCUCUUGUACGUCCAACAAAACAAAUCAUGAUGGUUCCGAUACAUAGGUACCAGUGGCAUGAGUUCUUCCCUCAUGCAAACAAAAACAUCGGGGUUGUGAUUGCACUAUGGACUCCUAUUGUUCUUGUCUACUUCAUGGAUACACAAAUUUGGUAUGCGAUUUUCUCUACAAUAUUUGGAGGUAUAUAUGGCGCAUUUCGCCGUCUAGGAGAGAUCCGAACAUUAGGAAUGCUUCGGUUUCGGUUUCAAUCACUACCAGCAGCUUUUAAUGCCCGAUUGAUUCCAAAGGAAAAUAAAGAAAAUGCAAAAAAGGGACUAAAGGCAACAUUAUCUCGAAAGUUUGAUAAGGAAACUAGCAUCGGUACGAAUGAAGCUGCAAGAUUUGCUCAGUUGUGGAACAAGAUAAUUGAGAGCUUUAGAGAUGAGGAUCUGAUAAAUAAUAGAGAAAUGAAUCUAUUGCUUGUGCCCUACUCAGCAGACAGGGACUUGGAAGACCUAGUUCAAUGGCCUCCAUUUUUACUAGCAAGCAAGCUUCCCAUUGCAGUGGAUAUGGCUGAAAAUAGCAAUCGAAGAGAUCACGAGCUGAUGAAAAGAUUAAAUGAUGAUGCCUACAUGCGCAGUGCAAUUCGCGAGUGCUAUGCUUCAUGUAAAAGCAUCAUUAAUAAUUUAGUUUUAGGCGAAAAGGAAAAAAAUGUCAUGAGUGAAAUUUUCUCCAAAGUUGAUCAUCAUAUUGAGCAAGGUGACUUGAUAAAAGAAUUCAACAUGAGUGGUCUUCCUAUCCUCUACAGGAAGUUCGUGGAGCUUAUUAAAAUUUUGCAAGAAAAUGACCAGAAGAAGAAGGAUCAGCUAGUUAUUGUUUUGCUCGAUAUGUUAGAAAUUGUAACCCGAGAUAUAAUGGAAGAUAGUGUUCCAAGCUUAAUGGAAUCCAGCCAUGGUGGUUUUGGGCAUGAAGAACUGACCUCUAUAAGUCAACAUAACCAGUUCUUUCGCAUCCUAAAGUUCCCUAUUACUGAGGAUACUGAGGCAUGGAAGGAAAAAAUUGGCAGGCUUCAUUUAUUGCUAACAGUAAAGGAGUCGGCUAUGGAUGUUCCGACCAACUUGGAAGCUAGAAGGCGCAUUUCAUUCUUCUCAAAUUCGUUGUUUAUGGACAUGCCCCGAGCUCCUAAAGUUCGCAAUAUGCUUUCUUUCUCUGUGUUGACUCCUUACUAUAACGAGGAGGUUCUUUUCACUAUGGACUCGCUGCAAAAGCCAAAUGAAGAUGGUGUUUCUAUACUCUUUUAUUUGCAAAAGAUAUACCCUGAUGAGUGGCAGAACUUCCUUGAGCGGGUUGACUGUGGCAGUGAAGAAGAAGACCUAAUGGGCAAUGCAAAGUCGGAAGAAGAGCUUCGUCUAUGGGCAUCAUACAGAGGCCAGACAUUGACAAGAACUGUUCGAGGUAUGAUGUACUAUCGUCAAGCAUUUGAACUUCAAGCAUUUCUCGACAUGGCAAAAGACGAAGUGUUAAUGAAAGGCUAUAAGGCUGCUGAGUCUAAUAAUGACGAACAGAUACGAAACGAAAGAUCUUUAAUGCCCCAAUGUCAAGCAGUUUCAGACAUGAAAUUCACUUAUGUUGUUUCAUGCCAACAAUAUGGCAUUCAGAAAAGAAAUGAACGUGAUAAAGCUCAAGAUAUUUUGAGACUUAUGAUAAAGUACCCAUCACUUCGUGUUGCUUAUAUUGAUGAGGUGGAAGUCACAAGUGCAGAUAAGUCCAAAAGGACUGGUGAUAAGAUUUAUUAUUCGACUCUAGUGAAAGCUGUGCCAAAAUCUGUUGAUUCAUCUGAACCAGAUCAAAAGCUAGAUCAGGUCAUUUAUCGUAUCAAACUUCCUGGACCUGCUUUAUUGGGUGAAGGCAAGCCAGAAAACCAAAACCAUGCAAUAAUCUUUACUCGUGGUGAAGGAUUACAAACGAUUGAUAUGAACCAGGACAACUACAUGGAGGAAGCAUUCAAAAUGAGAAAUUUAUUGCAAGAGUUUCUUAAGAAGCAUGGAGUGAGGAAUCCAACCAUUCUGGGGCUGAGGGAGCAUAUAUUCACUGGCAGUGUCUCUUCUCUUGCAUGGUUCAUGUCAAAUCAAGAGAAUAGUUUUGUCACAAUCGGACAAAGAUUACUGGCCAACCCUUUGAAGGUUCGUUUUCACUACGGUCAUCCGGACGUAUUUGACAGAUUGUUUCACCUAACAAGAGGCGGUGUCAGUAAGGCAUCCAAAGUGAUCAACCUAAGUGAAGACAUUUUUGCAGGUUUCAAUUCUACACUACGUGGGGGAAAUGUUACACACCAUGAGUAUAUACAAGUGGGUAAAGGAAGGGAUGUGGGACUCAACCAAAUUUCAAUGUUUGAGGCAAAGAUAGCCUGUGGAAAUGGAGAGCAGACAAUUAGUCGUGAUGUUUAUAGACUUGGACAUCGCUUCGAUUUUUUCCGCAUGAUGUCAUGUUACUUCACCACCAUUGGAUUCUAUUUUAGUACUAUGUUAACUGUUCUCAUGGUAUACAUAUUUCUGUAUGGUCGCCUCUAUCUUGUUCUAAGUGGACUUGAGAAUGAAUUGAGUAGCCAGCCGGCAAUACGGAACAAUAAACCUCUUCAAGUUGCGCUUGCUUCCCAGUCUUUUGUCCAAAUUGGUCUUUUAAUGGCAUUACCAAUGAUGAUGGAGAUAGGUCUCGAAAGGGGUUUCCGCACCGCCUUAACCGAUUUUGUACUCAUGCAGCUUCAACUCGCCCCUUUAUUCUUCACGUUCUCCCUGGGGACAAGAACCCAUUAUUUUGGAAGAACACUGCUUCAUGGGGGCGCUGAAUACAAAGGCACUGGUCGCGGGUUUGUCGUGUUUCACGCCAAGUUCGCCGAUAACUACAGAAUGUACUCACGAAGCCAUUUCGUGAAGGGAAUUGAGUUGAUGACUCUGCUUCUUGUGUACCACAUAUUUGGCUCAUCAUAUAGAGACGUGGUUGCUUAUGUACUAAUAACCGUAUCGAUAUGGUUUCUGGUGGGGACAUGGCUGUUUGCUCCAUUUCUUUUCAAUCCUUCCGGCUUUGAGUGGCAAAAGAUUGUUGAUGACUGGAUGGAUUGGAACAAGUGGAUUCACAAUCACGGUGGCAUUGGGGUCCCACCAGCAAAGAGCUGGGAAUCUUGGUGGGAGAAAGAACAAUUGCAUCUCCAGCAUUCCGGGAAGCGGGGCAUCAUUAUUGAGAUAUUGCUAUCGCUCCGGUUUUUUAUAUAUCAGUAUGGGCUUGUGUAUCACCUGACCAUCACCAAGAGAUAUAAGAGUAUAUUGGUUUAUGGUGUUUCGUGGCUGGUAAUUUUCUUUAUACUAGCAGUAGUGAAGAUUGUGUCCGUGGGGAGGAGGAGAUUUAGUGCUGAAUUCCAGCUUCUUUUUCGGUUGAUCAAGGGUUUCAUAUUCAUAUCAUUCAUGUCUGUUUUGAUCACGCUAAUAGUGGUUCUCCACAUGACAUUCCGGGACAUCAUUGUCUGCAUCAUCGCCUUCAUGCCAACCGGAUGGGGUUUGCUCAUGAUAGCGCAAGCGUUGAAACCAUGGGUAGAACGUGCUGGGAUUUGGGGGUCGGUUAGGACGCUUGGGCGCGGUUAUGAACUGACAAUGGGAUUGCUUUUGUUCACCCCGGUUGCAUUCCUGGCUUGGUUCCCGUUUGUAUCAGAAUUCCAGACGCGGAUGUUGUUUAACCAAGCAUUCAGCAGAGGUCUGCAGAUCUCUCGGAUUCUUGGUGGUCCCAAGAAGGAGAAAGAUACCUCCUCCAAAAAUGCAAAAGACUAAACCGCGCCCCUUGAAUUAUUACUGCUCAUGUACCACCAUUGUAUAUGUAUGAUAUGAUAUGUAAAAAUGUAACCGUACUUCAGUUUUGGGUAGCUAAUAGCCUAAAAGUUUAGGGCUUAUUUCAGUCUUGUUUCAGGGUUUUAACAAGUACUACCCUCAAUGCGUAAAUCCCAUAUUUCUUUUCUGGGGCAUUCCAUGUUAAAUGCCCCAAGCCUGAAUAGUAUUUCUUUCUGAAUUUGAUAAAGAAUAUCUUAUGACUUUAUUCUACUACCUUCAGCUAAUACCAGUAACAACAAUGCAGUAA